AUGAGCCCUUGUUCUAUAAACGCGACGGAUCUAGAAUUCCUCCCAACAGACACGAAUUCCUCCCUGCUCCAGGUCACGCGCUGGAUGAAUUUCUGCCGAACUGUGUAUGUAGAAAAAUGUGAUGUUUACUCAAUGACCCCGCCUCCAAGAGAUAUCCCAGCGAUGUUCAUGAAUGCCUCGUACGACGACUGUUUUAAUACGAGAACUCUGGUUGUCUACUGCAUAUCAAUCAUCUUGAGUUCAGCAAUUAUCUGUACCAACACUGCUAUACUGAUCGUUUUCUUGCGUUUUCGAGCUUUGAGAACUAGCUCCAACAUUCCUAUCAUGAGUUUAGCCAUAUCUGACUUCCUGACCGGCGUUGCGUUCACAUACUCAUCAGUUUGGAAUCUCGUACUGCUUUCGUCCGGUUAUUCAUUCGACAUUGAACAAACAAUGUCCUACAUUCGCAUGCGCACUAAUUACUUCCUGUGUUUAACCCUCGACGGAACAGGAUUGCUUUUCACCUGUUUGAUGUCGUCAGUUUUGACACUUGGUGUAAUAGCAGUAGAAAGACACAUUGGCGUGUUUUAUCCCUUCAAGUACACCCAGUGGAUAACAACCAGACGCAUGGUUCGGAUCAUCCUCUCGGUUUGGUUUGUCUCACUCAUUGUCGGUGUCUUGCCAUUGUGUGGAUGGAACAAAUGGGACAACAAAUGCCAGCUGACAGAAGUUUUGGACUAUUCCUACAUCGUUAUGUGGACAUCCAUUUGCUUCUUGAGUGGUGUUAUCAUGCUUUACAUCUAUUUGAGAAUAUUCAUCCUCUCCCGCAAACACAGUCGCCAAAUUGCAGCCGUUCAAGUUUCAUCCCGAUCCUGUUCCGUUAGUGCACCGAGUACUUAUGUGAACGAUGUAGCUUCACCGGCCGUCAGAGAAUCGUCAUCAGAAGACCGAACUGAUCAAGAGGCGUCUAACGUUGAAGAAGCUGGAAGUCCUGAUGCAACGGAGAUCGAUGUCGAAACAGGAAACAUACUAAUAUCGAUCCAGGGUUUAAAAAAGACAAUGUUUAUCAUACCGUCAACACAGGAAACUCCGGGACAAAAUACCUCAGAUCCAGAGACGGAUAGCCCGGUGUUACACAACACAUCCCCACCAGAAACAUCGAAUUCUUCUGCUGUACCUGAAAGUCGUCCUAACAUCCAACACAGGACCAGCAGGCGCGCGCUGGUGACCACUACUAUCAUUUUGGGCGCCUUCUAUUCGUGUUGGUCUCCGCUGUUGGUGUAUCUGGUGGCUUAUGACAAGGUUACUGUAACCAUGAACCUGACUACAUAUUACCUUGCCGUGAUCACACAGUUAAACUCCAUCUUCAAUCCCAUCGUGUACGGUAUCCGGAAUCCAGACAUUAGAGAGGCACUCCUCCGAUUGUUCCGCUGUAGAAACUGA
This is a messenger RNA of Ylistrum balloti, 1422 nucleotides long. Its product is annotated as tyramine receptor 1-like. The transcript has a single exon. Gene Ontology annotation, biological process: G protein-coupled receptor signaling pathway. The record is from RefSeq and is a predicted model, not a curated record. Gene Ontology annotation, cellular component: membrane. NCBI's taxonomy places the organism in Eukaryota, Metazoa, Mollusca, Bivalvia, Pectinida, Pectinidae. Bases 1 to 1422 code for a protein of 473 amino acids. Gene Ontology annotation, molecular function: G protein-coupled receptor activity.